AUGACUCUCCGCUGGUAUCAAAGUGUCCUUUCCGGACCUGGUUCGCCAAAAGUCACCUAUGCUAAACGCGCAGCUGCGGCAAACAGGAACUCGAUAGGUAGAGAAUCAGACUCGGCGGCCCCCUUCUACUGUCUGUACGCGCUCGGCAGCACUCUUUUUGUAUCUCCUCUGGAUCUUGGCUGGACUCUGUUGGGCUUGGAUCUUAACUAUGAUCCGACCAUCGAAUACGAGCUCGAUACUGCUGCUGUCCUCUCGUAUACACUUAGGCAGGCAGGCUUCACGAAGCCUUUUAACUUGCGUCAGAGCCAAGACUAUAGGAGAAGUCCAACGCUGGGUCUAGGCAGCCAGGCAGUUCUUUUCUUCCAAAUCCCCUCCCAAAGAGAACUAUUAGUUCCUGAUAACCAGCUGCGAUACUAUUGCUACGUCCUGGGCCGUUGUCCAUACACUUCCUCAUUGACGCUCAAAAGAUAUUUGUGUCGGAACAUCGCAACGUCUCUUCGAAAGAGACAGAUCUCUGUAUUUGCUAUUUUUGAGAGAUAUAUGUCCAUGACCACUGACGGAUCACAAGUCGAGAGAGACUCUCUCUCGUGGCGCUACGGGGUCCUCUCGCCGUCACUUGCUUCUGCCCACCAUAAGUGGCACAGUGUGCGACGUAUCGCAAUAAUCUCCUCCCUCUCCGCAGUGAAUUUUGGCCUGGAUCGGGGUGAAGAAUUCCCCCGGCAGUCCGGAACGGGCGAUCCUUCUUUGGUCCAGUUUUGUAUUAAGCACGAUGGUUUCGUAGCCGCGUUCAGAGAUAUCUUUUUCGGUCGAUACUGGAGUCGAUCACGGACAUGCGGUACUCUACUUCUCAGCUUGUGGGAGACAUCCAUCAUCACAUUCAUCCAAGCCAUCAUCACAUUCAUCCAAGCCAUCAUCACAUUCAUCCAAGCCAUCAUCACAUUCAUCCAAGCCAUCAUCAUCAGAAGAUCUGACGAGUGGGCUCUCCUGUUGGGAAAAGUAACAUCGUCGCGCUGGAUCACUAGUAUAUCGCCGCGCAAAGAGAUUGAAUUAGUGGAUCGACUGCACCACCAUACCGGCGUUGUUGACCUAGAUUACACCAUACUGCCUCUUGUUCUCGCCAGUGGACAGAAGGCGAUCAGAGGCAAGGCCGGGACUCGCGUUUCACUCUACGAUGAAAGAAAGGUGCAGGCUGAGGCGUAUCUGGACGCUGCCUUGUUCCAGACCAUAUCGCGAACGUCGGUGGGAAACUCGAGCUCUGCUAGUUCUAUGUAUGUAUUGUGCGCUUUCAGAAGCCCAAGAAGAGGCUUGACGACCUGCACGGGGAAUCCGUUUAUCUAUGCAUAUAUUGCGCCAGUGACCUUGUGCACCGUCUGGUAUUGCGUUGAUCGCGAUUGGAGACGCGACGGCGUGACCGUGACUUGCUCCAUAUGGAAGGAGGAUACCGAGGGAUUUUCAGAGAGAAUUAAGCAGUCCCGUCCAGCUGCCCGUCGUCAUUCAACACGUACACUGUACCUUCUAUACAAGGACUCCAAACAGGUACCGCCCGGUGCCGAAUACGUGAAGAAGGUAUUUCAGAAGACCACGAUAACUUCUAGCGUAUCCGAUGACGGCUUCCGAGGUACUGUCAUCUCCUUUGACGAUUCGGGUGUCGACUCAAGGGACCAUCAUAGCGAGCAGAUCAGAUAA
Molecule: messenger RNA, 1686 nt
Organism: Colletotrichum lupini
Lineage: Eukaryota; Fungi; Ascomycota; Sordariomycetes; Glomerellales; Glomerellaceae
Exons: 13
Coding region: 1-1686 (561 amino acids)
Source: RefSeq, a predicted model, not a curated record